Messenger RNA from Medioppia subpectinata, 2105 nucleotides. Lineage: Eukaryota; Metazoa; Arthropoda; Arachnida; Sarcoptiformes; Oppiidae. The record is from the annotation of a GenBank genome assembly.
UGUUUAUCAGUACUCGUUAUCAUUGUUUACGUAUUCAAUAAAACUAAUUGAUAUGAGAUAUGAAUUGAAUUAAUCGGUAAAAUUAAAAGCCAGAGCUUAUAGUAAAGGCUAUACUGUAUUACAACGGCCUUCAAAGUGGGGACCCAUAGGACAGGCCAUUAGGAGGGGAACGACAGCUCCCAGACCUCUGUCUCCAACAACCAGUGCCUGUGAUUCCAGUUCUGACGACACGUUUUCAGAGGAAAAAACUUUUUGGGAGAAAAUACAAACUUUUCUUAUGGUUUUGUGUCUCAAUAAAAAUAUAUAUUUUCAAUAGGUUUUCAUUAGUGAGCGAAAAGAUUUUAACACGAUUUUGAUUGUGAUUUGUCAUUCAUUUAUGUCAACACUUGUGUCUCCUCUCUCUUGUCUCUCUUGACUCCCUCUCCGCUCUCUCCUUAUUAAUGAUUACUUUACGUCAUUUCAUACCAGUCUUAGAGAGUCUCGCAAACCAUUCCCAUCGCUGCGUCCAAAGAGCUCCUUAUUGUCAACGAUUACUCGUGCGUCCCAUCCAUACGACACUCGCGGCUAAUAUGUCUUCGCAGAAGUGGUAUCUCAACCAAACGGUCGAUGAGAGCGAUCCCGAACUCUUCAAACUGAUCCAGAAUGAGAAGAGGCGCCAGAAUCGGGGCCUCGAGAUGAUCGCCUCCGAGAACUUUACCAGCCUUUCGGUACUCCAAUGUCUGAGCAGUUGUCUCCAUAACAAGUACUCCGAAGGCUAUCCCGGACAGAGAUAUUAUGGAGGAAAUGAAGUGAUCGAUGAAAUCGAGAGAUUGUGCCAAAGACGCGCUCUCGAGACAUACGGUCUGAGCGCCGAUGAGUGGGGCGUCAAUGUUCAGCCAUAUUCCGGCUCUCCGGCCAACUUCGCUGUGUAUACAGCUCUGGUGGGACCGCACGGACGGAUCAUGGGUUUGGAUUUGCCAGACGGCGGUCAUCUCACUCACGGCUACUUCACCGAAAAGAAGAAGAUAUCGGCCACUUCUAUAUUCUUCGAGUCCAUGCCAUACAAAAUCAAUGUCUCGACCGGACUUAUCGAUUACGACGAACUCCAGCGAAACGCCAAACUCUUCAAACCGAAGCUAAUCAUCGCUGGCAUCAGUUGUUAUCCAAGAAAUCUCGAUUACAAGCGAUUCAAAGCGAUCGCUACGGAAAACGGUUCGCUAUUGAUGGCAGAUAUGGCACACGUGAGUGGUUUAGUGGCGGCCAAAUUGAUUCCCACGCCAUUCGAGUUCUGCGAUAUCGUUACGACCACUACUCACAAGACGCUGAGAGGACCGCGCGCUGGCGUUAUCUUCUAUCGCAAAGGCGUUAAAUCGGUUUCAAAGACCGGAGAGAAAGAGUUGUAUGACUUCGAGGAUAAGAUAAAUCAGGCGGUUUUCCCCGGCCUUCAGGGCGGCCCUCACGACAACACCAUCGCAGGCAUCGCCACAGCUAUGAAACAGGCGGCGACUCCUGAGUUCGCUGAAUACCAGAAACAAGUGAUAAAAAACGCCGCAACACUUGUGAAGGGCUUACAAUCUCGUGGCUAUACUUGUGUGACGGGCGGAACCGACAAUCACUUGGUUUGGGUCGAUCUAAGACCGAAGGGACUGAACGGCGCCAGAGCUGAACGAGUUUUGGAGGAGAUCUCAAUCGCGUGCAACAAAAACACAGUUCCCGGCGAUAAGUCUGCUCUAAACCCGGGAGGCGUCCGAUUGGGAACACCGGCUCUCACUACCAGAGGUCUGAAGGAGAGUGACAUCGAAAAGGUGGUCGAUUACAUCGAUGAAGGCCUGAAAUUAGCUCAAGAAAUCAAAGCUGCGUCGCCGGGAGUUUUGCUCAAAGACUUCGUCGCGACCAUGAAAUCGGAGAAAUAUCACUCAAAAAUCGUGUCUUUGAAGGAAAAUAUCGAGUCAUUUGCCGAAAAGUUUCAAAUGCCUGGAUAUGAGGACUAUUAAAAAGCCCUCCAAAUCACUAUUGAAUGCAUUUAAGAGUUAAAUGUCUAGUUUUUAUACAUUUUAAUACCAAAUCUUUGAAAUAAAGUUGUAGUUUAAAUGCAUACACAAUAUCAUCCAAAUAUAGAAAAAAAA